Molecule: messenger RNA, 1257 nt
Organism: Phragmites australis (common reed)
Lineage: Eukaryota; Viridiplantae; Streptophyta; Magnoliopsida; Poales; Poaceae
Exons: 1
Coding region: 1-1257 (418 amino acids)
Source: RefSeq, a predicted model, not a curated record
AUGGAGGAAGGAGGGCUCACAGCAACGGCGUCUCCGCAAUGGCCGACCUCCCCGCGCGCGGCGGAGGCCAUGGCGGCGCUGCCGUCGUGGGAGGACGUCCCCGACAACAUCCUCGUCCGCGUCUCCGCCUUCCUCCCCUGCCGCGCGGACCGCGUCCACAUGGCCUGCGUCAAUCGGCUGUGGAACGCCGCCAUGCGGGGGUUGCGGCGCCCGCCGCCACCGGUGCUGCCCCCGCUGCCGCCGCUGCCUCCCCAGCUCCCGUGGCUCAUCUUUCCGAGCACUGAGGCGCCGACCUUCUUCAGCGCGAUCACCCGCUGCCACCAACCGCUCUGCCGGCUCCCGCCCGACGUCCGCCGCGCGCGCUGCUGCGGCUCUGGCGACGGCGGCUGGCUCGUCCUCGCGCUCGACUCGUGCCACGCGUACGCGCUCUACAACCUCAACUCCGGCCAGCGCAUCCCGCUCCCGCCGGGGUUCACGACCCCGAUGGACAAGGAGUUCCCACUGGUCGUGCGCGCCGCCACGCUCUCGGCCCCGCCGUCCCCCAACCCCUACAUGGUCGCCGCCAUCGUGCUAAUCGCCAGCCGCUCCACCGCCGCGUUCUGGAGCGAGGGCAGCGAGAGCUGGUACUCGGCUGGACGCCUGCUCACGGUGAGGCCGCAGGAUGUCAUCUACUACGGGGGCGCCUUCUUCUUCGUCACAUCCCGUGAGGACAUCAUCGCGUUCUGGCCUACCUACGGCCCGAAUGGCAACGUGACCCUGGCCCGUGUGGACUACGACAUGCAGCAGCGGGAGGACUACGACGCCGACGUCGGCUUCGUCCGCGGGCUGGGCACGAUGAGGCGCUACCUCGUGGAGUCCCGGGGGCGCCUGCUCAUGGUCGUGAGGUACGUCUACUACGAGGCUGGCACGGAGAUGCUCCGGGUCUUUGGGUUCCGCGUCACGGCGCCAUUGACCAACGUUCAGCGGCCUCGCGCGGCCUGGGAGAACCUCGGCGAGGAACUGGAUGGCCGGAUGCUGUUCCUGGGGCCGGGCUGCUCCAGGUCCUUCGAGGUCGCUCACUACGAUGGCUUCGAGGAGUCCAUGAUCUAUUUCCUGGACGAAGGCUUCGUCUCCGGGCCAUCGGUGGACGACAGGACGUGGUACUCCUUCACCGACAUGGGCAGGUACUCCAUGGAGGAGAUGACCUCCGAGCCCUGGCCUCCGGGUCGCCAUCCGUCGAGGUCCGACAAAGCUCCCCCUACUUGGUGGCUCCAUUGA